AUGCUGGACUGCAGCAAAGAAACCUACACUCACGGGGAUCUCUCUGGAACGGCAAUUGCUGUGGAUUCCGUGUACGUCCUUAACCAGAUCAUCAUCUCCGCUGUUAUAGUCACCUGUUUUGUGUGCACAAAGACGAUAGUCGACAACUUACGACGUAGAAAUGCACGAAUCACAGUGGUCAUCGUCGGAGCCGGACCAAUAGGAUUAACCUCCAUGCUGGUCGCUGCCCGUUGUGGGCGUGUCUCCCGGAUAGUCCUUUAUGAAGAAAUGUGUAAAUUGGUGCUCUACAAUAAACCGCACCAGAUAGCUUUCGAUGUGAAAAGUGUGCAUUUUCUUAAAAGACUGGGUGUGGAUUUUGACAACAUUGAGGGUUGCUGGGAUGCAGGAUGUUUCUAUACACGUCUGGGUGUUUUCCAGGAGUAUAUGCUGACCACAGUUCCUAAACUGGGUGUACCGGUGGAUUUGCGAUUAGGAACAAAGAUAGCAUUCUGUGCAUCCAGCCUACGACCUUUCGAGCACAAAGCAGACCGGGAACCCCCAGCAGCCCUUCACGUGUCAUCUAUCAGCAUUAACGUCACGUUACUGACCAGUUAUUUAAUUACCGCCCAGAUAAUUGAUUGGGUUAUUCAACUCACGAAAUGUGAAUCUAGCUGGCCUGAAUCAGUGUGUACCUACCUGUCGACUUACCACCCAAAACCAGACAGACAACAGUUUUGUGUGUGU
Molecule: messenger RNA, 723 nt
Organism: Candidula unifasciata
Lineage: Eukaryota; Metazoa; Mollusca; Gastropoda; Stylommatophora; Geomitridae
Source: the annotation of a GenBank genome assembly